AUGAAUAUCAUAAUAUGGACUUUCGGAAAAUUUUCAAGAGUCCUUUAUAUUUGGUCUUUAAUGACAUUGACGACACUUGGAAUUUACAUUCCGUUCUAUAUUUGGGCGCACAAACGUCUUCAUUUUUUACCAUUAUCAACUGCUUUAAAAGUAUGGGACUAUGGAUGGAUAGCGGGGCUUGUAUUAUAUUUGCUCAUUUUCAUCGUUCUUCCAGCUAAAGCAAUAGUAGAUGAGGGACUACCAGUAGCUUCUAGCACUGUAAUUCUUACAGAACAGGUUCGUAUGUUAAUGAAAUGUUACGCUUUCAUAAGGAGUACGGCACCAAAAUUUCUUAAAUACAAAAUACACGCGGAAAUGGAAAAGCCAGUAAUACCAGAUUUUUCGAAGUAUCUGUAUUUCUUCUUCGCUCCAACGUUAAUCUAUAGAGAUAAUUAUCCUAGGACAAAAAGUAUUCGAUGGAAGUUUGUUCUCUGGCAUUAUGUAGAAGUUUUGUUGAUUAAUAUUUGA
Vespa crabro (European hornet) is the source of this 507-nucleotide messenger RNA. RefSeq names its product sterol O-acyltransferase 1-like. The record is from RefSeq and is a predicted model, not a curated record. Gene Ontology annotation, biological process: cholesterol metabolic process. The coding region runs from base 1 to 507 and encodes 168 amino acids. Lineage: Eukaryota; Metazoa; Arthropoda; Insecta; Hymenoptera; Vespidae. Gene Ontology annotation, cellular component: endoplasmic reticulum membrane. The transcript has 4 exons.